AACAUCUUGUCAGACCAGUAUUUUUCUCACCAUAUCCAAACAGCUCAGGUGGAUGAGGCUCCGCCCCCAACACAUUCCGCUGGAGCGCUUCCCAUAGCGCACGCACCUCAGCAUGUUCUCGAAGAAUGGAAAGUUCAACAGCACAACACUAUGAUCUUUACGGCUACACCACAGUGGGUGCUUCUUUUGGCAUUUGUUGGGCAAAUCCAAGGCCAAGCACUACGUUUUACCAUCCGAGAGGAGCAAGAAGUGGGCAUCAAGAUUGGAAGUCUAAGCACAAACUACUCGGCUCCAUAUCAGCUCCUCAAUGAGAAGUACAUCUGGGUGAAUGAGAGCACAGGAGACCUGUUCACUACAGAACGCAUAGACCGAGAGAUAUUGUGUCCUUCAGAGACCCCUGGCAACUGUGAUAUUUCAUUUUAUGCACUCGUGAGUCCUGAAUCUGAAGUAGUAAAGAUAGUCGUCACGGUAGAAGAUAUUAAUGACAACGUUCCUUACUUUCAACAAAGUGAGAUUUACUUAAGCAUACCUGAAGAUGCACCCAUUGGGAGUGCUUUCCCACUGGAUGAUCAAGCACAGGAUGAAGACGCUGGUAACAAUGGAAUGAUACUUUACCAUUUAGAAAGCUCUGGUGGAUUUUUUGGCAUCACACGAGAUGGUGAUCAACUUCAGUUGAUGGUAGAAAAGGAUCUAGACCGUGAAACGUUAGAAAAUCAUUCCUUGAUUCUUGUUGCUAUAGAUGAAGGCUUAGUACCACUUAGCGCUACAGCUAAUCUCACGGUCACUGUAACCGAUGUUAAUGACAAUUGUCCAGAGUUUGACUCUGAUAGCCCUGGCACUGCCACUGUGCCAGUAUUAGGAAUUAAGGGCUCACCGGUGGCACAGCUUAAAGCCAAGGACAAAGACGCAGGCCAAAAUGGCCAGAUCACAUUCUCUUUUAGCCCUCAGAUUUCAGACAGGGCCAAAACACUCUUUCACAUGGAGAGUCACACAGGCCUGAUCAGCUUAGCUGUUGAUGUGAGGCUUGACAGUCCUGAGGAGCACAUGUUGAAAGUUGUGGCCAAUAGCCCGCUUUGCUCCCCUGUGCAAGCUCAUUUAGCUGUAUACAUUGAGCCCGUGGCUCACCUAGAGCCGGCCAUAAAGAUCAAGUUUGUCGCAGAUCAUAAAAACCAAGUGGUCAUGUUACCGGAGAGUAAGAACUCCACUGUCUUGGCGCUUUUGGAGCUGAAAGACACCCCUGCUGGAAAAAGCUUUUUGUCCUUAGAAGAGGAUAGCACAAUAUUUUCUUUAAAAGCACAAGCAGGCGGCUAUUUACUUAAAACAUCAAAACCUCUUGACUACGAGACUUGCAGCGAAUAUGAUAUUACCAUUGUUAUCGUUGAUGCUCAAAGCACACACUUGCUUGGAAGAGAAGUGAUCAAAGUGGUGGUUGAAGAUGUAAAUGAUAAUGCUCCAAAAUUUGAACAAGCUCGCUAUGAAACCACAAUCAUGGAGAACAACGAUCCUGGGUUUUUUCUGUGUAAAGUAACAGCUACUGACGCAGACAGCGGUGAGUUUGGCAAAGUCAGGUACUCCCUUUUAAACACGGGCCCUUUCAGAAUUAAUGAAGAAUCAGGUGUGAUAACAGUUUUCAAGUCUUUAGAUAGAGAACAGGAGGAAAAACAUAGGCUAACCGUGCAUGCCUGGGACGGAGGCGUUCCUCCUCAAGAGGACUUUGCUACACUGUGCGUAACCGUAUUAGACAUGAAUGACAAUCCUCCUACUUUUCCAACCCCUCACUUCUCUUUUUUUGUGUCCGAGAGUAUUUUACAGCUUUCCAAAGUUGGGAACGUCCCAGUAAGUGAUGCUGAUAAAGGAGACAACGGAAGAGUAGUGAAUGUGCAUAUCUUAAAUGACAAUGUCCCUUUUGCUAUAGAUAUUUUUCAGGGAUGUCUUCGUAGUACAGCUGAAGUUGACCGUGAAAUUCAAGGCCGCUACGAGCUACUGGUUGUUGCCAUUGAUGGUGGAAGUCCUUCCCUUUCCACCACUGUGCGAAUAACGGUUUUUGUGGAGGAUGUCAAUGAUAAUCGACCCCGGGUCAUCCUUCCAAGCAGCAAUCUCUCGUGUCUGACCAUUACUCCAUCCACCAGAGCAGGGAGCUUGGUGACAAAGAUCUACGCCAUCGAUGAGGACUCAGGAAUGAACUCGGACAUCACUUACCAGAUUGUUGCGAGCCUACCUGCUCACCACAGUCCCUUCCAGAUUGACAAAUGGUCCGGGAACAUCAGCCUGGGCCAGAGCCUGCGAGGUGAGGACUACGGCAUGCACCACCUUUUCAUAGUUGUGUGUGAUGGAGGAAAGCCAGAUCCACUGCAGACUGGAGUCUGGGUCAACCUGCUUGUCAACGAGAGUUUGGGAAAAUGUCAUGUGAAGGACGUUCCAAAAUACUUGCUGGCGACGCUUCCCCCUUCAGCACUGUCCUCGAACAGAGACUGCAGAUGUGAAUCAAAUGGCUGGCUUUUGUUUCUGUGUGCUUUGGGCCUAAUACUUCUCUCAGUCUGUGUUCUUCUGGCGGCUGUAGGGGUGUUUAUUAAACACAGAGGCACAAGAAGAAAAGUAGACAAGAAGAGUGCUUGGGUAAACCGGCAUGAACUGAAACCUUUAAACCAAAAGAACCAGAUAUACAGUAUAUCCUCAAAAAACAAAAAAACACAAAUAAAUGAACUGCUUACAUAGCCAUUUGUUGUUAAUCACUUCAUUUUUCUCAGGUGAAGCUUCAGCCUUUAACUUGUGAAAGACUGAUGUAUCGCCAGUCUUACUGUAUAGUGCACAUUAACUGAUGUAAAACAUGAAUUGUGCAAAUUGGCUUUAAGGCCAGCUUUGUAUUGCAACUGCGUUGUGAUGUUAUUAGUAUUAAUAGCCUACUGAUUACAAUGCCUGCUCAUCUUUAUCUGCCAUUGUGUAAAACCUGUUCAGGUAUUGUUUUCUCAAGAAGAAAUAAUGUUGGUCAUGCUAUCAAAGUCUGAAAAACUUUGGAAAAGGGACAGUUCUGUAAAUAAAGAUCUUUUAGAGCCAUACAUAUUUUAUACUGUGGUAAAAUCCAAAUUCCAAUCUAAAGUCAUGUACAGUGUACAAGUGCAAACUUUGCAUGGAGUUUGAAACCCACAGAAAACUACAUUCUCACAUUUCAAUGAAACCAUAUUACAUUUCAGUGCCAUCUCAUGUA
This is a messenger RNA of Triplophysa rosa, 3205 nucleotides long. RefSeq names its product protocadherin 20 (gene pcdh20l). NCBI's taxonomy places the organism in Eukaryota, Metazoa, Chordata, Actinopteri, Cypriniformes, Nemacheilidae. The coding region runs from base 151 to 2715 and encodes 854 amino acids. The record is from RefSeq and is a predicted model, not a curated record. Gene Ontology annotation, molecular function: calcium ion binding. Gene Ontology annotation, biological process: homophilic cell-cell adhesion. Gene Ontology annotation, cellular component: plasma membrane. The transcript is spliced from 2 exons.